Messenger RNA from Gryllus bimaculatus (two-spotted cricket), 354 nucleotides. NCBI's taxonomy places the organism in Eukaryota, Metazoa, Arthropoda, Insecta, Orthoptera, Gryllidae. The record is from the annotation of a GenBank genome assembly.
AUGUUCCUUGCGUUGAUGACGGCGUGGGUGCCAUCUUUUGCUCCUGCGGGGAUCACGAACCCUUUCUCGUCCACCACGCCAUCGCCGCCCACAGCCAAUCGCCCCGCCAACGGUUCUAUCUUCAACGCCAUCGAUGGAGUUCCGAAUGGUCCCGAGUACGGCACCAUGCUGCACAACUUGUCCCUGGGACCCCUCCCGUGCUCCGCGGCGUGGCCCUACCUGCACCGCAGGGACAUGGGCGUCUGCAAGCAGUUGUGGCCCCCCGGCGCGCCCUUGCCGCAAGUGCGCUGCGAUGCGGUGGGCGGGUACCGGCAGAUCGCCGACACCUUCACCACGCUCAUCCACGGCAUGUGA